Messenger RNA from Hylaeus volcanicus, 2821 nucleotides. Its product is annotated as CCR4-NOT transcription complex subunit 7-like. Gene Ontology annotation, molecular function: poly(A)-specific ribonuclease activity; nucleic acid binding. NCBI's taxonomy places the organism in Eukaryota, Metazoa, Arthropoda, Insecta, Hymenoptera, Colletidae. Gene Ontology annotation, cellular component: CCR4-NOT complex; CCR4-NOT core complex; P-body. The record is from RefSeq and is a predicted model, not a curated record. Bases 815 to 2731 code for a protein of 638 amino acids. The transcript is spliced from 8 exons.
AUAGUGAUUUUGCACGAUACUUUAAUGAAAAAAUUACAUGAUAUAGCAUAUAUUAAUGCGUGUUUCAAAAAUUUCUAGCUCAUUCAAGACGAUGCAAGUAAUUAUACUUCAUAAAAUCUAAAUUAUUUUUAUACAACUAUAACCAAACAAAUUAUGACGGAGAUUGAAUGUCAAUGACUGCAAAAUAUCCUAACAAACGAUUUUUUUUUUUUUUCUAAUUCAAGUUCGAUAAGUCGUGACGCAUGUAAUAAAAGAGUCAAUGUUAGAUUGAGAAACGGUAUACCGAAAACACCUUAUAUAAAUGCCUGACAAAAGUGGACGCGUAGAAAAAAAACAACGGUAGCGUACAAAUUUUGAUUUCUAUAAAAAUGGCUGAUUUUUGGUAUGAUUAGUUGUAAAGAAUAUAAAAAAGUGUGAAAGAUAUAAGAUUCAAUUCACUAGCUUUAUAAUGCUUUAUAAAUUCUUUUUCGUAAAAACGUCAUCUGAUAAUAGUUUCUGGGGCAGAUAAUUUAACAGAUCACUGUAAAAAAAAGUGUUUUUACUUAAAAAGUAAAACUAUCAUGUAACAACGGCGAUAGGAAGGUAAAAAAUAAAUACGCUUUACCUCAAAAAAAAGUACUGAUUGUUUUUCAUGGGUUUAGUCUAGGAUAUGAGGAAAAUGAUUAUUGGCGUAAAUAGCUAUAUAUGAUUUUAAAGCAACCUUCAACUAGUUUAACGCAUACAUUUACUAGGCAAUUUUUUUUUGUUUCCUAUUAUUCAAUUUCACUUUGAUCUAAUAUUCGAUAUUACUUAGUAAUGUGUAUAGGAUAGCAAGAUGAACGAUUUUUCAACAAAUAAAGCAUGUCAGCUACCCCAAACCUCUAUUAUCAAAGAAUUAGGGGAUAUUAAUGACAUGUUUGGUAACCCAUUUUCAUGGUUCAACUUGCGAUUCGACGAUUAUCAAUAUAACAACCGCAAGUCUGCGUUGAAAAAUAAUGUUGAAACGCCCAGUUCAUCACCUUUUUUAUGGUCACAUGCACCCAAUUCAAUGGACCAAUCUAGAGAUAUUAUGAUGUACGAUACACCUACAACAGUAAUGUCUUUUUACAAUAGUAGUUUGAAUGAAGCACCACUGUCUUGCUUGACGACUCUAAGGGAUGUUAUGUAUGAUUCAGUGUCGCUGGACUCUUAUUACAAAAAUCGGAGCCCUUAUGUCAGCGGUCACUCGGUAGACAACAAUGUGUUACCACGUAUCAAAAUAGGUUGUAUUGCUUCCACAACGGUUCCGAAGUUGGAAAAGAAACAAGAUGUUAUGACUGGAUCAUAUAGCUCUGUUACUAAAAGCUGUGGUUUUCUUUUAUCGUGUACCCGUAACAUGCCUCAAGAAGAAAAAACCUGUCGUUGUCAACAAACAGCAUCGACCUUCCACAACUUUUCCCUCAAUUCCACUCCCCAAAAGAAUCAUGAGUCAAAAAUCCCGCACAUUCAGUCUUCUCAUUUACACUACGAAGAAAACAAAAUUAUUGAUAUAUGGGUUGAUAAUCUUGAACAAGAAUUUUCGAAAAUUCGCGAUAUUGUGAAUGACUUCCCGUUUGUUGCUCUUGACACCGAAUUUCCGGGAAUCGUUGCACGGCCGAAAGAGCAUUGCUCUGAUUAUAAUUAUAAAACAGUUAAAUGUAACGUGGAUUUACUAAAUGUUAUUCAACUCGGAAUCACCUUUGCAAAUGAAGAAGGGUUUUGUCCAAAAGGAACGUCAUCGUGGCAAUUUAAUUUUAAAUUUGAUUUGAAUCAAGAUAUGUAUGCUCAAGACUCAAUUGAUUUUUUGCGAAAAAAUGGCAUAAACUUUUAUACACAUCAAAGUAAAGGAAUUGAUGUUCAUCGAUUUGGUGAAUUGAUGAUAGCAUCAGGAUUAGUUUUAAAUAAAAAAGUUAAAUGGAUAACGUUUCAUGGCUCUUAUGAUUUUGCAUAUCUUUUGAAGUUGUUAACAUGCGCACCUCUCCCGAAUUCCGACAAGCAAUUUUUUAAAUUACUUAACGAAUUUUUCCCAUCCUUGUAUGAUAUUAAGUACUUUUUAAAAAAAUGCAGCAGUAUUCCUUUAAGAAAAGGUUUAUCAUUACAAGGAGUUGCCGAAUAUUUAAAGGUUAAGCGUAUUGGGCCACAACAUCAGGCUGGAUCGGACAGUCUUUUGACGUGUAAAACAUUUUUUCGUUUAAUGAAAGAAUAUUAUAAUAACACAAUUGAUGAAGCAGUUUUUUCUGGGUUUCUCUAUGGUUUAAAUGAUGCGAAUGUUGAAGCUCAAGAUCACCAUUCUUUUCAUGAAACCAAAAAAUCAGCCUCAUUUCACAACAACGCUGGCUGCGUAAAAACAUCGAUAUUACAAAACGCUUUUUUUACAAAAAACAACGAGCCAUUAAUGCACACGCCUUGUAAAGAACUAAAUGAGCAAAAAAGAUACGAAAACUUUAUCUGUCUCAAAGAAAAAUUUAAUGAUACCGUAAUUCCAUCGUCGGACAUUACCAGUCAACAGAAUUGGAGGUAUUCAAAGUUAGGGUCGUGUUAUGAUGAGAACCAAAAAGACAUUUCCUUAAUAGCGUCAUCGUCCUCCUCAUCUUCCGUUAACCUUGUUUCUCAAAUAACAUCAGAUAAAAAAAAAAUCUUGUUUUCAUCGCAAUUCUUAAAGUCACACUUUAUAGAUUCUUUCACAGGAAAAAAAAUCUAUUGCUCGAACAUUGAUGAAAAAAUAACGGCUUAACCCUCUUUAUAAAAAAAACAUUUGACAUUUGACAAAAAUUUUAUUUUUGAAUGUGGUUUAAAAAUGGAUUAUGUGAGACAUUAAUAUAAA